Messenger RNA from Dreissena polymorpha, 4222 nucleotides. RefSeq names its product proton channel OtopLc-like. Gene Ontology annotation, biological process: proton transmembrane transport. Gene Ontology annotation, molecular function: proton channel activity. Bases 157 to 2502 code for a protein of 781 amino acids. The record is from RefSeq and is a predicted model, not a curated record. NCBI's taxonomy places the organism in Eukaryota, Metazoa, Mollusca, Bivalvia, Myida, Dreissenidae. The transcript is spliced from 9 exons. Gene Ontology annotation, cellular component: membrane.
GAACGGGAGCUAAACAGCACGUCAACAAUUGGGUCCCAGGUGAGCUGCCCGUCCGUUCUGCGCUCCGGAUCCUACAUAGUGAACGAGCCGCAGCGGGACAUUGCAGACGACACAAGCUCCUUCUUCGACGAGCCGAGCCAGAUUCUGCUUGACAACAUGGAGCGAGAGCUUGAGACGGCUGAGGACGCCUUGGAAACGCUAGACGGUGCCGACGAUGCAAAUAACGACGGCUCUGCCGUGGACGGCGUAGAUGACCGUGAUGCGGAAGCGGAGAAGGAGGCUGACACGCCGUUGGGUGAUGCUGAUCAGAAUAAUGACGUUCAAACAGAAGAGAUGGUGCAAGAACCGCCGGGCAAUUAUGAGGAUGACCGUGCAGACGUUGAACAGGAAAUAGACGAUUCGCAUGAUGUUAAGGACGAUGUGAACAAUCAUCAGGGUAGUGAACAGGAAGCGCCGUUGGCGAAACCGGAACGCGACAGUGGCCUAAAUGUACCCCCUCCAUCGCCAAGCAACGGGAAAAACGAGGAUGAUGACACUAAAAUACUUAUGAACGAUGAUUAUGAACCUGAAAAACUACAGCACACGAAAGAAUCAACACCGUCACAGGAGGAUAGUGUGUUCAUUGAAUCGGAGAUUCACGAUAUAAAAUCGUCUACCCCAAAGAAAGAGAAAAAAGAGAAGAAAGAAAAGAAAGUCAAAAAAGAGAAGAAAGAAAAGAAGGAGAAAACAAAGGAAGAGAAACCUCCCAAAGAAUCAUCACUACCAUUGGAUCAAUCAUCAAAACGAAUCCACCUUAACUGGACCAUACCAGCCGUUUACAAGUCCUCGUUAGUGAAGCUCCUGUGCGGCCUGUACGCGCUGAUCGUGGUCGUGCUCGGGAUCGUGUUCGCCACCUCGACCAGCCUCACGAGCAAGGAACGCUCGCACAAGUACUACCUCGAGGUCUUCCUCGUUUACCUGUACACGGGCUCUCUCAUUGUCCUCCUGUACUUCCAACUCGGGCUGCUGCGAGGGGUCAAGGUCAAGAACAGCUACUUCGACACGAACAUCAAGGUGUCCAUCCGACCCGACGGUAGCAUCCAGAAGUCGCCGUCGGCUACGCCCACUCCACACAGUAGGGCGCACGAGGUGCUGGCUGAUGACGUCACACUCGAGAAUGGCCGAGGCUUGGAGGAGAUCUCAUUGGCCAGUCGGCAUAGUCAGCUGGUACUUCCGGCAAACGGGGGCGUGGCGCAUGUCGGGGAGGGCAUCAACUUUUACCUCCGCCUUGGGGCUCUAGCGUUCGCGUUCGGCAGCGUGACCCUGGACGGUCUGCACAUCGCCUCGUACUUCGAGAGUCCCGAACUGAAGACGUGCGACAGCGAGAUCUUCAUCUUCGUCUACGUCAUGCACCUGUUCUUCACCUUCGUACAGACCUUCUUCCUUUUCAAGAACCACAAGCUGGUGAUAGACAAGCAGAAGGCCCUAGUGCGGUUCGGUAUGAUGCACAUCAUGGCCACCAACCUGUGCGUGCUGCUCGUCACCGUCAUCGCGGAAACAGCCGAGGACUUCCGACAAGAGGACUUCAUCAAGCGCAAUAUAACCGGCGGCCCGUUAAAGUCUUGUUAUGAGGAGAUCACCCUGGCACGGUCAGCGUCGCCGUACCUGUUUCCCUGCACGGUCAUCUACAGCAUCAUCGGCGCCGGAAUCGUGUACCGCCUCUACCAGUACGUCGGGGUCAAGGUCAGACAGCGCUGGCCCAGCCACACGUCCUUGACCAGCUCCGUGCCGCAAGGGGCCACCGGGAUUGACUGUGACAAGGCUAACAAGGGUUUGUUCAUGGGGCUGCUGGUGGCGGUUCUUACAUUGAUCGCGAUCGCAACGUUCUUCGUCUUUGAAAACCGGAUAUCCGACUCCUCAACAGCGGUGCAGGUGUUCUACGUGACGGAAAUCGCCCUGAUGGUCGUGACUGGUGCGGGAAUCAUCUGGGGGUACGCGCGGCUGGCCACCUUGAAAUUUCUCCCCUCAAAUUUCCUGUCAGUGGACUCGGUGCUGCUUAUCGUCGCUCUUUCCGGCUCCUACAUCUACCUGUUCUUCAUCCUCAUCUCUGUUCUCUCCAGCGGAGAGCUAGGAGGCGCCAUCGGCAUCCUGUCGGUGAUCACAAUCGUACUGGGGCUCGUCCAGAUUACGCUGCAGAUUGUCUUCAUCCUGGACGGCCUUUGCCGCUGCGCAGAGAACGACGGUCAGAUGGCCGACAAGCCCGGGCGCUCCGUCGUCACGUUCCUGCUCGUCUGCAAUCUCGCCAUGUGGGUCGUCAGCAUGUUCGAGAUCAAGAAGACGCAGGUGAUCCUCAUGCACGAGCGCUUCUAUGGGAUCCUCGCCUGGAACAUCAUCACGCACCUGUGCGUGCCGCUUAUGAUCUUCUUCCGGUUCCACUCGGCGAUCUGCCUGUCGAAGAUCUGGUACAAACGCAUACCAGAAAGAGAAGCUUACGUAACUCGCCUGAAAGCUCUACGGGUAUGAAUGUCGGACGUCGGCUAAAGGCAGCAUGAAUGAUUAAGGUCCACUAUUUCCUUUAUUUUAAUUUUGUCUCCGAACUUUCGCAUUAUGGACUUGGACUGUCUCAGGAAGGGAAUCUACAAUCCAUAGGGCAUUGACUCUGUCUCCUUUUUCACAUGUGAAAAUAUUUAUAUAAAAAACCUAUUACUUCCAAAUAUCAUUCACUACUCAAAAUUAAAUAUGCCAUUCUUUAUUUCUGUGUAUUUUACAAACGAAAGUGAAUUUAUGACUUAACGACAAUGUAAUAUUGUAUAAAGAUGUAUGUAUACAUGCGUUUUGAAAAUACUGUACUAAGGUAACACCCCAAACUAUUACGUACAUUUUUACAUGUAGUCCUAUAUAUUUUAUCUAAAGUGAAUGUGGUGUAGUUAGUUAGUUGUUAUAGAAUGAUGUAACGUUCUCUUGAAUUAGUUCUCAAUUUCAGGUGCAUGGUUAUAUUUAAAGUAAAGUAUAAAAAGAGUCUAGCAUAUGUGCGUAAUAAUUAUCAUUUUAAAAUUGAUGUAUGUUCUGUUUUGUAUAUGUACAUGUAUAUUAUAUCUUUAUGAUAUGUGUAAUAAGUGCAUCCAUGACCAAUGUAUGUAUACAGAUUUUAGAGAUUAGCAUUAUUGUACCGUCGCCGAAUUUCUUCAACCAUGUAGAACAACGAUAAAACAAAUAAUAUUUUGAGAUGACAUGAUUACUUAUUGUACUUUUUUAUAUUUUAAACAAAACCACUAACGAUCGUCAGGAACACUUAAGCCUGAACAAAAUUGGUGCACAAUAUGUCUUAUUGUUUUCUAGUUUGUUUUAUUUUUAUGUCCCCCACUAUAGUAGUGGGGGACAUAUUGUUUUUGCCCUGUCUGUUGGUUGGUCUGUUGGUUGGUCGGUUUGCGCCAACUUUAACAUUUUGCAAUAACUUUUGCUAUAUUGAAGAUAGCAACUUCCUAUUUGGCAUGCAUGUGUAUCUCAUGAAGCUGCACAUUUUGAGUGGUGAAAGGUCAAGGUCAAGGUCAUCCUUCAAGGUCAGAGGUCGAAUAUAUGUGGCCAAAGUCGCUCAUUUUAUGAAUACUUUUGCAAUAUUGAAGAUAGCAACUUGAUAUUUGGCAUGCAUGUGUAUCUCAUGGAGCUGCACAUUUUGAGUGGUGAAAGGUCAAGGUCAAGGUCAUCCUUCAAGGUCAAAUAUAUGGGUCAAAAUUGCUCAUGUAAUGUCACUUCUGCAAUAUUGAAGCUAGCAAUUUUAUAUUUGAAAUGCGUGUGUAUCUCAAGGAGCUGCAGAUUUUGAGUUGUGAAAGGUCAAGGUCAUCGUCAUAUAGGGGGACAUUGUGUUUCACAAACACAUCUUGUUUAAAUAUAAGAAAUAAUAUUUCAGAUAUUAAACACCAAAAAAGAUUGAUGAAAUUUAAUAUAUGUAACAAUAUUCAGUAUCUGUUUUUUUUUUAGAAAUACUCUUGCAUUAUUACAUGUUCUAUACAUAUUUUACAUAACCUUCAUUUGUAAUUAGUUCAGUUGGUCAUAUAAUAUUUGUCAUCAUGUAUUUAUAUUCAUUUUCUUGUAUUUUUAUAUCAAUAAUCAUUGUUUCAUAUUUACAAAACACUACACUGUAUAUACAGAUCAUUUAUCUUAAUAUUUUAGAAACCCGAGUGUAAACUGUCUCAUAUUUAUAUUUGUCAAUUUGUAUUAUAAUAAUAAUAAAUGUCGUGACCAA